Messenger RNA from Nilaparvata lugens (brown planthopper), 1366 nucleotides. RefSeq lists its product as uncharacterized. The transcript has 8 exons. NCBI's taxonomy places the organism in Eukaryota, Metazoa, Arthropoda, Insecta, Hemiptera, Delphacidae. The record is from RefSeq and is a predicted model, not a curated record. Bases 119 to 1366 code for a protein of 415 amino acids.
AGCGUUGACCAAGAAGUCUCUUUCAAAAUCUUCAAGUAAGACAGACACAAGUCAACAAGCUGAACCAGUCGUGGAGAUAAUAAUAGGAGAGAAUUCGACAUUGGCAGAAGGAGAAUACAUGACCAAGAGGACAGGUAAAAGCGGAGACAGUCUGAUCAUUGGAUCAUAUUCACCCCCUCUUGACGAUGAUUAUUUAACAAGAUUUCAUUAUGUGUGUGAACUAGCGAAUGAGAAUGGACUUUACAAUGAGAAAAUUGAACCGGAGAUCUACAAACGGACAUCAGAUAGCUACGAAAUGACGGGAGCUGAAGAGAAACAAAAGCAAGAUCUAUCUGAGAAUUUUAUACGUAUCAAGAUGGAAAUAUGGAAAUGCUCUAAAUCCCAGAUUAGACGAACUCAUUAUUUUUUCUACUUUAUAAGGAAUGAAUUUAUCAGCUUCAAGGAGAUCCGUGAUAUAAAGUACGUCGCGGGAGUGGAAGUUUCACUAAUAGAUUACUCAUCUGAUGUGAGAAGAGUUAAGGUGGUCGAGACUAAGUACUACUAUCGCAAGGACCAUACGGUUCAUUCGGACGUGCAUGUAAAAGCCUCGGCACUGAAUUUCGAGUUACGACUCCAAGUGCGUGAUCGACAGACCACUUAUCCAAGACCAGGAUUUGCGUUCGAAGUAAAAUCGCCAGACGUCAGUCGUCGGAAGUCAGACGUCAGUCGUCGGAAGUCAGACGUCAGUCGUCGGGAGUCAGACGUCAGUCGUCGGGAGUCAGACGUCAGUCGUCAGUCCGUCAGGAGUCAGGAGUCGUCAGGAUUCCUUUUCUUGAGACUGGGCCCUUCUGCAACCCCGAAUACGGACAUCAUCACGGCUGAAUGUGAACCUAUACAAGGAAUGAACCCGGCGCUACGUAGGCCAGAGGUGUUCAAAGUAUUCAAUUCGAGCAAACAGGGUUCGGCACCAAACGAGGAUCAAAAUAUCUACGCCAGACUGAGUGACAAAGAAUUCGACGACCAUUUCAUCAUAACCAAAAGGAAGUUCUGGAAGUGUAGGCCUACACCAACUACUACUACUACUACUAGUAAAAGUACUAGUAAGGGCAAGACCAGUGAGUCUGAGCCUAUCUCCUUUCACCGUGUGAUGCAUGAGGUGGUUGGUAGAAUACCAGUUAAUCUGGUCAUCCCUGGAUUUGGCAUUGAAGAAAUCGUAGCGGUACAGAUACCCAAUCAAGAGGCAAAGACAGUCCUCUUCACAAUAGUUGACCAUUUCUACAUGCAUGACUUGAGCCGAAUAACCAAAGCUGUCACUCCGAUAUUCAAGAAACAAGAGCGACUAACUGCAAUCAUAAAAUCGUCGUCAGAUUCAAAAGAAAUAAUGUGA